Messenger RNA from Zingiber officinale, 1515 nucleotides. RefSeq names its product myosin-binding protein 7-like. The record is from RefSeq and is a predicted model, not a curated record. The transcript has 3 exons. Bases 4 to 1515 code for a protein of 503 amino acids. Lineage: Eukaryota; Viridiplantae; Streptophyta; Magnoliopsida; Zingiberales; Zingiberaceae.
AUCAUGGAUGUCCAACACCUGCAUCUUCCUGGCCCCUCAGCCGCCGGCCGCGUAUGCCCCUGUGCCUGCCCCUUCUGCUGCCGCCCCACGUCCCCCUCCUGGCGCCGCUCCAUGAAGCGCCGCCUCGAACUCGAUUCCUCCGACAACGGCGGCGGAGAGGUCGAGAACGAGGCGGAUGCCCUGCGUGAAGCCUUGGCGAGCCAGCAGGAGACGAUCCAGGAACUGUGUGCUGAGCUGGACGAGGAGCGGAACGCGGCUGCCUCGGCGGCCAGCGAGGCCAUGUCCAUGAUCCUCCGCCUCCAGCGGGAGAAGGCCGAGGCCCAGAUGGACGCGCGGCAGUUCAAGCUGUUCGCCGAGGAGAAGAUGGAGCACGACCAGCAGGAGCUGCUCGAUCUCGAGGAACUCAUAUUGAAGCGCGAAGAAGGCAUCCAAGGCCUCGCAUUGCAGCUCCAGGCUUACCGAGAACUCCUCAUCAGCCACGGCAUUGAUCCUGACGACGUCGACGACGACACAGCACUCUCCGGUGUAUCUCAAUUCGAGGAGAUGCACACAGUUGAAUACCCCCCUUUGAAGUGCAACCUUCCAAAUGACGUCGAUGACGCUGCUAAUCUCGAAGAGAUCGCUUUUGGGGAGACGCCGGAUGCCGACGAGGACCUUGACAGUUUGGAGACGCGUAUUUAUGAGCUAGAGACCUCGCCCAAUCUACUCGACGAAGCGCAUGAGAUUGCGACAGUUGGUUCCUCUGAGGAUUGCUUCGAUACACAAAGGGAGAAGUGCAAGAGAAGGGGGACGGAUGGAGGGAUGGAAGGCGGGACUCCAGAUAUCUGGAACCUGUGCAUGAGACUGCAGGCACUCGAGGCUGACAGGGACUCAAUGAGGCAAACCAUUAUUUCAAUGAGAACAGAGAAGGCACAGCUGGUGUUGCUCAGAGAGUUAGCACAGCAGCUGCAUAAGGAUCUCUUUUUGCCUGAGAGGAGGAUUGCCAAUAAAAACUCUUCGUCUGCAAGUUUUUCACUGGUCGCUCAGCUCGAGUGGCUAAUGACGUUUCUUCUUUGGAGAAAGAAACCGUCAAGAACUAGGUACGCGCUUGGUUCGUCCAAUGCCAAUGUGGGCUUGUUGUUGGUUCUGGAGAACUCACCCCGAAUUAGUGACCGGAGAUUUUGUUGCACACGAAUAGCAGGGUUGGAAAAUCACGACAGUGCCACGAUUUCCACCGGAGCUGGGCUCGCGCCAUGGGGAUAUGUUGGCGACGGCAUUCCGAAGCCGGUGAUAGCUUCCCGUCUAGCCGGCGAUGCGCUAGUCGCUGGGAUGCGUAGAACAGCGAUUGACAGGGCCGAAGUCGAUAAAUGUCCAACGUCGGAAAGGAUCGGCGACCACCCGAGUAGGCUGGAAAUUGGCCUUCAUGGGCGACGACUGUGUCUGUCACGGUUGUGUGGAAGCAGUGACGUGCGACAUGGGUGGCGUACGACGGAGAAAACACUGAGAAGAGGAAACACAAAGCACAGUGCUUUGUGA